CGCGACCCACCGAGUUAGUUUAGCUUAGAACGCCGCCGAGUGAACACCGCGCUCGCCGGGAGUCCUAGCUCUAGGAGUGUGUCUCCGGUGGUCACUUUAGGAAGCUAGCUAGCUUCCUUCCGGUUUGACCCCCGCUGUUUCCGGUCGUACGUUCCCUUCGCUUAGUUUACACAACCUUUCCGCUAUUAGUGUUGUGCUAUCUUUCUGUGCUUUCCCUGAACGAAUGAAUUAAACAAAAAAAAAAAACUGAAGUGUGCUAAAGACGCCAGGCGCCACCAAGAAGCUGUACUGUGGCCGAACCACUCAAGUGAACUAAAUUUAUUUGCCGUUUUUUAUUUUCUAUUAAUGGAUUUCCAGUGGUGAACAAGUGACAAAAAGUCGGAUAAAAUGAAUAAAUUUUAUGCGAUUUUUAUGCUAAUCAUUCUGAUCGCCUCCGCAGUCGAGCCGGGUCAUAGUAUCAAGUGCUACAACUGUGACUCGACCAGCGAGAAGGAAUGCAUCGAGAUCAAGAAGAACACCGGCCUCGUAGCGGAGACAUGCACUCCCAGCAAAAUGUCAUCGAGAACCGGCAAUUGGCUUGCGGAUCUGACCAAGAUUGAGUACCUUGAGGGGCCAGCGGAAAUUAGCGUACCGAUGGUAUGCCAGAAGAUUGUCGCUACAAAUGAAAAUGGUGACCUAAUGACCUUCCGCGGUUGCCAGCUGGACGGCGGCAAAACCGAUCCAUGCCAAAUCACGUUCAGCAAGGCAAGCACUCAGCCCGGCGUUAGUAUCGAUCACUGUUCGAUCUGCAAGGAAGACGAAUGUAACGGCGCCGUGAGCCUACUCGGGAUGCGUACAUCUCUGACCAUAGCCACAGGGGUGUCCCUGGUGGCUAUGGGUCUAACUAAAAAAAUACUUUUCUAAGGUUGUGUGAGCUUGUGGUAGAGAUAGUUUCAUGCAUAGUGGAUGAUAGAUCGGUUUUUAUAUGACAUACAAUGAUAUCCAAAUAAAUCGAAUGAAGCAGAGAAGAAGAAGAAAAAAACAAACGCAAUGAACACCUACAAUUGUACAUAAGCUAUCUUGUAUCGUAGUCUUGCUGAAUCUUAGAAUCUAAUCGAAGUUGUUAUCAGAAUGUUCUUAAAUGUGUUUAGAGUUUCAUCAAUACUAACAUGCUUUAUAUAAUGAAGGAAGAAUAAACAAGUCAAUCAAUUAAGAAAACAUCGUAUCGGAUGUUACCGGAAACACGUCCACGUGAAAUAUAGUAUCUUAUAUUAAUAUAUUCACGCAUAUGCCUUUAUCGUAAAUCCGCUGGGAAAUGUAUAUUUUUUCAUAUUUUUAAGUAAACUCGUUUGGUACAUGGUGUCUAUUGUCAACAAGACGUUGAAUAUGUGACUAAAGGUAACUGUAAACAAAUAUAAUCACCUAACGUUAGGAUAAUGAUAUUUGAAAACACAUGAUGAUUUAAUGAAAUACUCAAAUAUUAGCUUUAAGAACGAGGAAGAAACGUGGACGAUAUAGUCAACGAAGACAGGAUACAAUCGUUGACGCAUAUCUGUCGACCACGGUCAAUGUUUAUUAAACUAUGAUGAUAAUAAUACAAACUAUUUAUUUCGUCUCCAGGCUUGAAGCAAAUAUGUUAUGCUACUGUAAUUUCUAAUCAACUCUACUGUUAUCUCUAACCGAACUACACUUAUUCAAUUUUAACGUAUUUGCACCAGAGCGAAAAUCAAGCAAUAGUCGAUAAGAAUUCGUUUGCAAACAGUACUUUUUCUUAAUAUUUCUAACACUCAAGAAUGGAUAUUAACAUUAUGCAAUACAUAGCAACAUUUGACAAAUAAUGGAAUAAUGGUUAGUGAAUCUAGAACGAGGAAAGUAGCAAUUUAUGUAUAAUGGAAGUAAGCAACAUUUAUAUUACGAUUAAACAAUAUGUUACAGAAACCAAAAAAAAAUUGAAACAGAACUUACACACCAACGCCCCGCUUCCUAUAACAAAACACAUACAGCAGUAGCAGAACACACAUACAACACUAACAACAACAAACUAUUCAGAGAAAGUGAAAUACUACACAACAAUAGAGCCGGUAAUGAAGAAGGAAGGAAAUAAAUCUGCACUUUUACAGAGGCAAGACCACAA
Molecule: messenger RNA, 2113 nt
Organism: Toxorhynchites rutilus septentrionalis
Lineage: Eukaryota; Metazoa; Arthropoda; Insecta; Diptera; Culicidae
Exons: 5
Coding region: 388-903 (171 amino acids)
Biological process (GO): positive regulation of voltage-gated potassium channel activity; sleep; regulation of synaptic transmission, cholinergic
Source: RefSeq, a predicted model, not a curated record